Molecule: messenger RNA, 1692 nt
Organism: Olea europaea var. sylvestris
Lineage: Eukaryota; Viridiplantae; Streptophyta; Magnoliopsida; Lamiales; Oleaceae
Product: receptor like protein 42-like
Exons: 9
Coding region: 1-1692 (563 amino acids)
Molecular function (GO): protein binding
Source: RefSeq, a predicted model, not a curated record
AUGACAAGCUUGAUGACUGUCCUCAUGUACAAUAACUUCCUGAGAGGCCUGUUACCGUGUCAACUAGGGGUAUUCGGGCUUUUAGACAUCUCACAUAACUCUCUUUCGGGACCUUUACCAUCUUGCUCGAACAUGCUGGGUCAUAUAGUUUUACAGGGAAAUAAGUUGAUCGGACCAGUACCAGAUGCUUUUAUAAAUUCAUCAGAUCUACUAACAUUGGAUAUGAGGGAUAAUCUUUUGUUCAGUACAAUCCCCAACUCAUUCCAUGCGUUCUUCAACUUAAGGGUUCUUCUGUUGGGGUCGAAUCAGUUGAAUGGCUCCAUUCCCAACCAUAUAUGUAAUUUGAACAAAGUUUCCCUGAUGGAUUUGUCCCACAACAAAUUCUUAGGGAUUAUUCCUCACUGCAUCAUUAACAUCUCUUUCGGGAAAUUUGGUAUAGAAAAUCAACCUUACAUUUGGGCUACCUCCAUUAGAUGGGAAAAGCUUCCAAUCUAUACAUAUGGGAAUUUCUUAGUGACAACUAGCAACCAAAUGAAUCAAGAUGAUGGAUAUGAUGUAUUAGUUGAAGUUGAAUUCGUUACAAAAGGAAGGCUCGGCUCUUACAAGGGAGACAUCCUCAACUACAUGUCGGGAUUGGAUUUGUCAUGCAACAAUCUAACUGGAGAAAUCCCAUAUGAAAUUGGAGAUUUGGGUUCACUUCAUGCGGCAAACUUGUCUCAUAACCAUCUUAAGGGUUCCAUUCCUAAAAUUUUCUCUCGUCUUUCGCAAAUAGAGAGUUUAGACCUUUCCUACAAUGGAUUGAGUGGAGAGAUUCCACCGGAAUUGCUGAAUCUCUACUUUCAGGAAGUGUUCAGUGUGGCUUAUAACAACUUGUCAGGUAAAACUCCAGAAAUGAAAGCACAAUUUGGGACUUUUGACGGGAGCAGUUAUGAGGGAAAUCUGUAUCUUUGUGGACUUCCACUGGAAAAUAAAUGCACUUCCACUGAGGAGAUGCCAAAAUCAUCAUCCAGUUCAGAGAGAGAGGACAGUAAAUGUGAAAGGUCUAUAGCUGCUCUCCCGUAUAAGUUGGUGCAUCGAUAUAUGCCCAACUGGAUCAUUAUGUAUGGAAUGACCCACUACUUGAAAAUUGUUACUUUACUCAGAUUGAAGCUCCAUGUUGUAAAAGCCACCCGCUCGCUACCAAUUCCACUCAUCAUCUCGGUUAGAUUCCCACUUGAGGAGUUACUUGAGAUAAAUGAGAAGAAGAGCAUGGAGAGAUAUUUACUAUCUGUAGGAAGUACUGAAAGGCUGGAUAGUGGAGGUGACAGCUAUGCCACUAUGGAGGUGAUGGUACUUGGCGUUGGUGGGAUUAGGGGGUUGGUAUUGAGGUGGCUGGGAUGUGGAGAUGAUUCAGAUCGGAGCAAACUUGUACAAGAUUUAAACAAUUUAACUAGGGAAGGAAAUAUCGAAAGUAUGUUUUCGAUUGAAAUGGAUUUGAGGGAAUUAGCGUCCUUGAAGCAGUAUUCUAAGUCUGUGGCUGAAGCUACUGCUUCACCACUGAAUCAAUUACGGCUGCAACUCCCCUCAUUUAGUUUUUCAUUAAAAAGAAAGGUUGUGAUAUUAGAUUAUGAAGUCGUACUUUCAAUUGUGACCAAUCCUAGCGAAGAAGAAGAGGAAAACCCAGAGGAGGACCUAGAAGAAGACUAUGAGUGA